CUAUUAACCACUUGCACGCCGCCCGUGCUUUUCGGUAUAUAGGCAUCAUAUGCAAGGAAAAUAUCGUUAUAUCGAUAUUAUAUACCCGUGUGGCGGAACGAUAAGCGUUAGAGACCUUCCGUAUUCUGCUUAGCUUCGUGGGUUGAAUGCAUAUCGCCAAGGAUCGUCACUCAUCUCGGCUUCUCGGGUAGCAUAUCGGGAGUAGAUAUUGCAACGCUACAUCUUUGGUCCUGCCUAAAACAAUAAUAAUAACAAUAGAAGCUAGCGAUUGCACAAUGCCAAGGUGCUCUUCGACCGCCAUGUCUUAUAUACGUGCAUCGCCCAAGAUCUAAUCAUGUUGCCUUCCUCGUCAAUCGAGUUAACCUAGAGGCAUUCGCAUUCGGCUCGACCAGCUGUUUUGUAAUCGUCAUGGUUCGGUACAGUAUUGUUACGGGUUUGCUAACCCUCGUCUCCGCGGCCCAGGCAAUUCAGAAGCAUCCAUUGCCUAUUAGCGAGCUCAAGAAACAAAUUUCAACCAGAGGCGCGCUCGGUAUCAAUGCGAGACAAGCCGACCUUGAAGCUCUUUACCCCGAAUACAACCUCUCCACGCCUAUCGACCACUUCCACAACGAUUCCUCUUACGAACCUCAUUCCAAUGGGACAUUUGACCAACGAUACUGGUUCGACGCACAGUAUUACAAGCCCGGAGGCCCCGUAAUCGUACUGGCAGGCGGAGAGACGAGCGGUUCCGACCGCUUGCCUUUCCUACAGAAGGGCAUCGUCUACCAACUUGCGAAAGCGACGAACGGGCUGGGUGUCAUCCUCGAGCAUAGAUACUACGGGAAAAGCAUCCCCGUGCCGGAUUUCAGCACCGAGAACCUGCGCUUCUUGACCACCGACCAGGCUCUAGCUGAUACCGCGUAUUUCGCGAAGAAUGUAAAAUUCGAGGGCUUGGAGGAUGUAGACUUGAGCCCGGAGACAACGCCGUGGAUCGCCUAUGGCGGCAGUUAUGCGGGCGCAUUCGUCGCGUUUCUGCGAGUCUUAUAUCCAGACGUGUACUUCGGCGCUAUCUCGUCGUCGGGAGUGCCGGAGGCGAUCUGGGAUUACUGGCAAUACUUUGAGGCCGCCGCUACUUACGGACCGCCGGCUUGUGUUGAUACUACUCGGAAGCUCACGCACAUCGUCGACAACAUCCUCAUUGGCCAGGCGGGCACAGACUAUGUCGGGAAGCUUAAAGCAGCAUUCGGCCUCCCUAACGUCACGUACGACAAUGACUUCGCCAGCGCGAUAAAUGGUGGCAUUUACGGUCUGCAGAGCCUUAACUGGGACCCAACCCAAAGCAGCGACAGCUUCUUCGUUUAUUGUAGUAACGUCUCUUCCGACUCGGUGCUAUUCCCUGGCACAGAGGAACGACGGGCUGCGGUUGAAGAGCUGAUUAAGGUCGGUGGCUACGAAGAUGAGCUAGAUACCCUUGCAAACCGAUUCUUGAAUUACAUCGGCUAUGUCAACCAGACCUCAGUCUCGGGCUGUACCGAAUCGCAAGACGCAUGUUUCUCUACGCAUGACGCAGGGUUCUAUGCGAACGAUGACAUUACCCAGACUUGGCGACUGUGGCAAUACCAGGUCUGCACCCAAUGGGGAUAUCUCCAAACUGGAAGCGGCGUACCGGAGGACCAAUUACCUCUCAUCUCGCGCACGAUCGACGUCGACUACUCGGCUCUUAUCUGCCGAGAUGCUUUCAACUUGACUCAACCGGCGGAUGUGGAAUACAUCAAUAGGCUUGGUGGCUUCAACAUCAGCUACCCCAGACUCGCCUUCAUCGAUGGCGAAUGGGACCCAUGGCGCGCCGCCGGCGUUCAUGCGAUUGGCCUGCCGGAAAGAACCAGCACCACGGAAGAGCCCUAUAUUCUCAUCGCUAAAGCGGUCCACCAUUGGGACGAGAACGGUCUGUUCCCCAACGAGACGACACCGGACCUCCCGCCAGCGCCUGUCGCGGACGCUCAGAAGCAGAUCGCGACAUUCGUGCAGGAAUGGGUGCAAGAUUUCACGGUAGAUGAUGCAACGCAGUCGGAUGAGUUAUGACGUGCUCAGCUAUUAUUAAAACAUAAUAGUAAUGUGAAGCUCUUAACGUCGUAUUCCACGUAAUCCUCACGAUGUUCGCCGAGUUCCAACGAACUAGUACCAGAUCCCGUGUGUUCCCGUAAAACAUCCACCAGGGAAUUAAGUCUUGUGAUAUCAAGUCCCCAACUUGCUCGAUACGCGUAACACUUGAAUGCCUCGUCCGAACUCUCAUCUCAGCGAUAACCACGAAUCGAAGCAACGUCACCAUCUUCUUCUGUCCCUUUCGUCGAGGGAACGUUAUGCACCGUGACUCGAUCUCUGAAUGUCACCGCUUUAAUAUCCAAUUAAUCUGCCAGGUCAUACUCUGAUGCUGUACGACCGCUAUGACUUUCUAGAUAACCAAUUCGUCGUCUCCCGAGCAUAGUAGCAGGGCGAAUUAUCCCAUCAAGAUGGGCGGUGGGAGCAUUGGCGUUUGUCCAACAAUGCUCCUUUAGCCUUGGCGAGUAGGAUUGAUCAUGACCUCCAAUAGUUCUCGAUUAGAAAUAUAAUUGAAUUCAUCACAAUUUACCCCUUGCGCUAAUUGUCAUGGUCGCUAAUAAAGCAAGUAAGGGGUGAUUCAAACACGAUGCGCGUAAUCAUCAAGCUAGCUCGCCGUGGUACUUUUUAACGAAAUAAUCACCAUUUACAAGAUGAAUUUCGCGGUGAGGUUGAGAAGAUUCGGCUGACAGCCGAACUACACACUGCCUCGAUCCAUGCACGCU
Molecule: messenger RNA, 2801 nt
Organism: Annulohypoxylon truncatum
Lineage: Eukaryota; Fungi; Ascomycota; Sordariomycetes; Xylariales; Hypoxylaceae
Product: peptidase S28
Exons: 5
Coding region: 409-2061 (550 amino acids)
Biological process (GO): proteolysis
Molecular function (GO): serine-type exopeptidase activity; dipeptidyl-peptidase activity
Source: RefSeq, a predicted model, not a curated record